AGUUACUGUUCAGGUAAGUAUAAUUUUAUAUGCAGUCAAAAACUCAUACUAUGUAGAAAAUAUUUUUGCAAUACACGCUUGAAUAUGCAGCUACUUUACAAAUUAAAUAUUAAUUAUUAAACACUUUCAAAAAAUUAUAUAGAGCUACAAUCAUGGCCAAGAGGCCACACUAGACCAGUAGUUGUGGGCCAUUGACUUGAGUGGGUGUUGGUGCCUAUAGUUGGCACAAGAUACCAUAGUAGUUAAAUAGGUUGAUCAGUUCAGUGGCGCUUAUCACGAUUAAGGAAGGGGAUUGGAAACGACUAGGCCGCCCUGUGUCAACGGGUGAAACUAUGAUUUCGCGCUCGCGAAUAUUUUCCGUACUCAGGUUGUAGUAUUAUGUAAUAGAUAGCUCAUGUGAUGUAUGAUGUCACUAUUGAUUUGCCCAUGUGUGGAACUAAAAUACUAAGAGAAAGUAGCUUAUCUUAUCUAGAAGCAUCCACGUUCUAGAGUGUAAAGAACCACGUAUUACAUGGUGGCAGCAGUGAGAUACACUUCCUUUAGAGAAUAAAACGAAUCUCGAGUGCAUCAAGCUACUUUUUUGUGACUAACCACAACAGUUGCGAAGUACACAUUCGUACGAAAGCAGAGACCAGAUGGCCAUGGCCACAUAUCAAGUAACUCCUCCUGAAGCAUUUAGCUUCAACACACCGACCGAAUGGACUAAAUGGAUUCGAAGGUUUGAGCGGUUUCGAAGUGCGUCUGGACUAAGUGACAGGACAGCAAUAACUCAAGUCAACACACUCAUUUAUACAAUGGUACCUGAAGCAGAUGAUAUAUUCCACUCUUUCACGCUAUCAGAAGACGAAAAAGGUGACUAUGAUGUUGUCAAGGGCAAGUUCAACUCACAUUUCGUCAAACGGACAAAUGUUAUAUAUGAGAGAGCCAUGUUCAAUCGAAGGAUCCAAGAGGAGGGCGAAGCAGUCGAUGUCUUUAUAACAGCACUCUAUGCUCAAGCGGAGAAGUGCGCAUACGGAGCCUUGAAGGAGGAGAUGAUCAGAGACAAGAUUGUUGUAGGCAUACGUGACACAGGACUGUCACUAAAGCUCCAACUGGACCCUGACCUGACAUUACAAAAGGCAGUUACACAGACAAGAGAAGCAGAGUCAGUGAAGAGCCAGCAGUCAGCGAUUCGGAACAAGGAGAAGAAUGUACAGGCAGUUCACAAAGGCAGAGGACCUCCGAAGAAACAAUUUCAGAAACAAUCGGGGUCAAAACGCCCCGACCAAAAACUUAGCUGUUACAGAUGUGGGAAAUCGCCCCUCCAUGACAGACAGCAAUGUCCUGCCAAAGAAGCCGAGUGUCGAUCUUGUGGAAAAAGAGGCCAUUAUCAAGCAGUAUGUAGAACAAAGAACAUUGGAAAAGUUCAUCACGAAGAGUAUGAUAGUGAUGAAGAUAGUGACGAAGAAGUGUUCCUAGGAGCAGUACACUCAAAAGGAGACAACCAGUGGACAAUUUCGAUAGAACUGAACGGAAAACCCACUGAAUUCCAAAUCGACACUGGAGCCGAAGCAAGCCUCAUCCCAGAAGAAGUGUACAAAAAGAUAGGGAGCCCCACACUCUCAAAGGUGCAUCAAAUAUUCCGAGGCCCAAACAAUGCGGUCAUCCCAGUGAUGGGUCACUUCAUGGGAAAACUCAAACACAAGAGAAACAAAUUCGAACAGGAGAUGUACGUGGUAAAACGCCUACACAAGCCACUCCUAGGACAGCCAGCGAUACAAGCACUAGGGCUAGUCAAACGAAUCGAAGAAGUGCAAGUGGAAAAACAGAGCCAAAUAGAGCAACAUCCAAGUCUCUUCACAGGUUUAGGCAAAUUGCAAGGUGAAUAUACGAUCAAAUUGCAAGACGGAGCCAAACCUUACGCUCUCACGACACCAAGGAGAGUACCAAUUCCCCUCAAGAAAAGAGUGAAGGCCGAGCUCGACAGGAUGGUGUCACAAGGAGUCAUCCAGAAGAUCCAGGAACCAACGGAUUGGUGUGCUGGCAUGGUGGUGGCUCCCAAAUCAAACGGAAAGGUACGUAUCUGUGUGGACUUAACACGAUUGAACAAUAGUGUGUGUAGAGAGAGACACCCGUUACCGUCCGUAGACCAGGUACUUGGCCAGCUGGCAGGUGCAAAAGUUUUUUCCAAACUAGAUGCCAAUUCUGGAUUUUGGCAAAUACCCCUGUCACCCGAGUCUAUUCCGCUCACUACUUUCAUAACCCCCUUUGGCAGAUUCUGUUUUCACAGGUUACCGUUUGGGAUAACGUCAGCCCCGGAGCAUUUCCAACGACGGAUGUCCGAGCUCGUAGGAGAUAAAGAUGGAGUAGUCUGCUUGAUUGAUGAUAUCUUGAUCCAUGGACAGACACAGGAAGAGCACGACAAGCGAUUAUCAGAGGUACUCCGCAAACUGCAAGAAGCAGGCCUCACCCUAAAUAAGGAGAAAUGUGAAUUUUCAAAGACCCGGGUGUCCUUCCUAGGUCACAUCGUGGACGAGUCAGGAGUUCGAGCCGACCCAGACAAGAUUCAAGCAAUCCAAAACAUAUCAGCCCCUACAAGUGUCAGCGAAGUCCGCAGGUUUUUGGGCACGGUCAACCAAAUGAGCAAGUUUGCCCCCAAUUUGGCAGAGGAGACGAAACCGCUAAGAGACCUCCUCAUUAAAGGAAACCAUUGGACGUGGGAAGCACCUCAGCAGAAAGCCUUCACGACAAUAAAGCAGAGGUUGACAACCAGCCCGGUCCUGGCAUUUUUUGACCCAACAUUGAAGACAGUGGUGUCUGCAGACGCGUCUUCGUACGGCCUAGGCGCAACACUCUUGCAACAACAAUUGACAAGAGAGCUGAAACCAGUUGGAUAUGUGUCCCGGUCGAUGACGCCCACAGAACAGAGGUACGCACAAAUCGAAAAGGAAGCCUUAGCGCUUACCUGGGCCUGUGAACGAUUUUCUGACUACCUAUUAGGACUUGAUUUCCUAAUCCAAACCGAUCACAAGCCCCUCGUGCCACUUUUCAGUGUCAAAGCACUAGAAGAACUCCCGAUCCGAGUGCAGCGGUUUCGAAUGAGGAUGUUGCGGUAUCGAUUCAACAUAGAACAUAUACCAGGGAAAGAUCUGGUAGUUGCAGAUAUGUUAUCAAGAGCGCCGACAGGCCUCCCAACGACGGAAGACCAACAGUUGGACCAAGAAGGAGAUGCUUACAUACAGGCAGUAAUGCGAAGCCUCCCAGCCUCAGACAAGGUGCUUGAAGAAGUCAAACAAAAGCAGGAGCUAGAUGAAACAUGCAGCCAGAUCAAAACAUAUUGCAAAGAAGGAUGGCCGGAACGGACAGCACUAACGGGAGCAAUUCGUCCUUACUACUCUGUGUUAUCCGAAAUCUCUGUUCAGAAUGGACUACUCAUGCGAGGAAAUCGUAUAAUCAUUCCAUCAGAGAUGCGAUUCCAGAUGCUCGAUAAGAUACACCAAGGUCAUCAAGGGAUCGAAAAGUGCCGACGAAAAGCACGGGUAUCAGUAUGGUGGCCAGGCCUAGCCGAACAGUUAGAAGAACUGGUGAAGAAUUGCCCCGAAUGCUACAAGCUCCAAAAUCUAAGACACCAACCCCUGAUUCCUACGGAAUUCCCUGACCUACCGUGGCAGAAAGUUGGAACGGACAUGUUCGAAUGGAAAAAGGAGAAUUAUCUAAUGAUUAUUGACUAUUACUCCCGUUACAUGGAAGUUGAGAAGUUGAAACAGACCACGACAGACGAAGUGGUCCUCCAAACAAAGAGUAUCUUUGCGAGACAUGGAAUCCCAGAGAUAGUAGUUUCAGAUAACGGACCUCAAUACAGCUCAAAGAAGUACGAGGAAUUUGCUGACAAUUACCACUUCCAACAUAUAACAGCAAGCCCCUAUCACCCACAGAGCAAUGGCGAAGCGGAGCGAGCCAUAGGUACACUCAAGAGCCUAUUGAAGAGGGAGAAGGAUCCCUAUAGUGCUUUAUUAGCAUAUCGGACAACGCCACUCUCCAAUGGAUACAGUCCAGCACAGUUGCUAAUGAACAGAAGACUCAGGACGAAAGUUCCAGUUACUAGAGAAAUGCGAGAGCCGAAAAUACCAACUGCCUCACUGAGAACGAAAGAACAAACACUCCGUGCAAAACAAAAGGAUACUUUUGACAAACACUAUGGAGUGAGAGAUGUACCUCCAUUGGACCCAGGAACCCUAGUAUGGAUGCCAGAUAGGGAGUCCGAGGGAAUAGUGACAGAGGAAGUUGCACCCCGAUCGUACACUGUGGAGACCCAAGAGGGUACUUAUCGCAGGAACAGAAGAAACCUUAUUGAAACUCCUAGAGACAGGGGAGACGAUAGUGGAGACGACAGCGAACCAGAACAACCGACUAGAACCGUUCGAAGGAGUCAUAGAGAACGAAGAGAAGUUGACCGAUUCGACCCUUCACGGAAUUGAACUAAUCGAGAACUAAGAACAAUGAACCCUAAGAAGGGGAGAUGUAGUAUUAUGUAAUAGAUAGCUCAUGUGAUGUAUGAUGUCACUAUUGAUUUGCCCAUGUGUGGAACUAAAAUACUAAGAGAAAGUAGCUUAUCUUAUCUAGAAGCAUCCACGUUCUAGAGUGUAAAGAAUCACGU
Molecule: messenger RNA, 4636 nt
Organism: Halichondria panicea
Lineage: Eukaryota; Metazoa; Porifera; Demospongiae; Suberitida; Halichondriidae
Exons: 1
Coding region: 636-4457 (1273 amino acids)
Biological process (GO): DNA integration
Molecular function (GO): zinc ion binding; nucleic acid binding
Source: RefSeq, a predicted model, not a curated record